Entrophospora candida is the source of this 313-nucleotide messenger RNA. Lineage: Eukaryota; Fungi; Glomeromycota; Glomeromycetes; Entrophosporales; Entrophosporaceae. The record is from the annotation of a GenBank genome assembly.
UUUACACAUGAAUCCAAAUUAUUGGAAUGAGCCAACUAAAUUUGAUCCUUCAAGAUUCUUAAAAAAUAAAAAUCAUGACAAUAAUAAUGAAAUUGAUGAAGAUUCUUUUAUUAAAAAUACAUUUUUACAUUUUGGUGGUGGAUUACGUAUAUGCCCAGGAAGACAUCUGGCAAUGAAUCAAGUUAAAUUAAUGGUUGCUUUAUUAUACAAAAAAUAUAAAUUUGAAUUGGUAAGUGAUAAACCUAUGCGCAUACAACCUUUUGCUGGUAGUCAAUGUGUUGAAUUGAAGGUUAAAUUAACUCACAGAAAUUAA